This is a messenger RNA of Miscanthus lutarioriparius, 525 nucleotides long. Lineage: Eukaryota; Viridiplantae; Streptophyta; Magnoliopsida; Poales; Poaceae. The record is from the annotation of a GenBank genome assembly.
AUGAGGGUCCACCCGGCCCCGCGGAAGCGCACCAUCGCCGUGCAGCGCUGCGCCACGGCGGCGGCGGGCGCGCUAGGCGGGAAGAAGCUGCGCCGCCUGCCGCACAUCUUCGCCAAGGUGCUGGAGCUGCCCUUCGCGGCCGACGCGGACGUGUCCGUGGAGGAGGACGCGGCCGCGCUGCGGUUCGUCGCCGCCGUCGUCGACGGGUUCUCCCCCGCGGGCGGCGCCCGCGCGCACGCCGUCGAGAUCCACCCGGGGGUCACCAAGGUCGUCGUCCGGGGCCUCUCCUCCUCCCACGGCGGCCCUCACGGCGACGGCGACGACGACGACGGGGCCGCCGCCGCCUUCGAGCUCGACCGCUGGCGCUUCCGCCUCCCGCCCUGCACGCGCCCCGCCAUGGCCACCGCCACCUACGCCCAGGGCGAGCUCGUCGUCACCGUCCCCAAGGGCGCCGGCCCCGACGACGGCGACGGCGAUGCGGCCGCUGUCUGCGGUGGCACGGACCGCGUCCUCGUGCUUGUAUAG